This is a messenger RNA of Clunio marinus, 405 nucleotides long. Lineage: Eukaryota; Metazoa; Arthropoda; Insecta; Diptera; Chironomidae. The record is from the annotation of a GenBank genome assembly.
AUGAGUAAUAUUCAUGGUAUGCGAGUAGGCUUAUUCACACCAGACAUGGCAUUUGGAGCUAUAACAAAGCGACAAAUUGGUCAACUUGAAGAGCCAUCGAGAUUACGGUUAGAAGCUGAAAGAAUUAUCACCACCCACAUCAGACAACGUGAGCAGAAAUGCAAGGAACAAUUAAUUCUCAUGAUUGAGUAUGAGGUGGCAUAUAUGAAUACAAAUCAUAAAGAUGCUCAAAACAAUACAGGAAAUAAGUCAAAGGCAGGAACUAGAAGCUUGGGAAAUGAAGUCAUUCGCAAAGGACACAUGUGUAUAAACAAUCUUGGCAUAAUGAAAGGAAGAUCCAGAUCAUACUGGUUCGUUCUGACGUCAGAAAGUAUUCCAUGGUUUAAAGACGAAGAUGAAAAAUAA